This is a messenger RNA of Funneliformis caledonium, 882 nucleotides long. The record is from the annotation of a GenBank genome assembly. NCBI's taxonomy places the organism in Eukaryota, Fungi, Glomeromycota, Glomeromycetes, Glomerales, Glomeraceae.
AUGGACCCGAGAUUAGAAUUUCACCGAAUGCAUAGUGAAAUAAAUAGCCCCAUUAAACCGAGCCUUAAAGAUAGCAAUUACGAGGAUAACAUAGUUCAACCACAAUCAUUGCUUAAAGCGGCUAUAAUACGUCAUCAAUCCAUCGCACCCGAACAAUCCGAGUCUUGUUGUAAUAUUAAAAUCGUCAAAGAAUUGAAUGGAUCUUCGAGCAAAUACAAUUAUGAGAUUAUUCGUUGUUCAAAAUCUAAAAGUGAAAGUGGAAGGAAAUCAACCUUUUUUUAUAAAGUGUUUAGCCAAUGCAAAGUUAUUUGUGGAAAAGGAAAAACCAGUUAUACAGUGACUGCUAGAUGCAAUGUCAAUAAAAAGAAGGUUGUGAUUAAACGCGUUGACAAGGACAAGCUUAAAAUCCCGGAUUAUUAUAAAUCUCCAUGCUUUAGUCCUUCGAACUGCUCAUGCGGUGAAUGCCUAUACGCAUCACAACCAUCGCCUCCAUCUUCGGUAACUGCGACUACGUGGACAGGUUCAAAUCUCAGUAAUAAUUCUCCGCCAACUUCAAUUCUUAAUAAUUCAUCUCAACUCUCAAUCCACAAUGGUUAUUCUCAAACUUCAUAUUUCAAUAACUCCCCAAGCGAUUCAAUUCUUAAUGUGGGUACCCCUCACUCAAGAUCAUCUCCACAAUUUAAUAAACCGAAAAAGGCUCCUUCCGUUACAUUUGCGUCAUCCGCACCAUCUUGUGAGAUGCCUUCUACCAUUCCUCAAUCUUCUUCUUUAGAGACUUCUUCUAUAAAUCAUGGCGUUAGACAAAGGAAGUUGAAGAAACCUUCUAGUUGGUUCAAAAAGAAAUAUUUUGAUGUUGAUUGGGUUACUUAUGUAGCCAAUUAG